Molecule: messenger RNA, 2439 nt
Organism: Tetrahymena thermophila SB210
Lineage: Eukaryota; Ciliophora; Oligohymenophorea; Hymenostomatida; Tetrahymenidae
Product: calpain family cysteine protease
Exons: 1
Biological process (GO): proteolysis
Cellular component (GO): cytoplasm
Molecular function (GO): calcium-dependent cysteine-type endopeptidase activity
Source: RefSeq, a predicted model, not a curated record
AUGGGUGGUGCUGUUUCAAAUUGCUCUUGCUAAGCAGAAUCAAGAACUCAAGAUUUUGGCUCAUCGAAUAUGAAUCCUAAAGUCACUGCUUAUAAUCCUAAUGAAGAAGGUUAACAAAUGCAAGAAGAAAAGAUUUACAAGGCUGAUCCUGCUAUUAUUAUUAAUUAAGCAGUUCCUCCUCCUCCACCUCCUUCAGGUCCAAAAAUUUACGAAUUUAUCAACAGCUACACUCAUAGGAGAUUUUAGCAAGUUUUUAGUGAGCUCAAGGAAAACCAAGUAUUUUUUGACAGCGAAUUUCCUCCUUCUCUAGAUUCUCUCACUAAGAAUUCUACCUUAUUCCCUGAAGCUAUAAAUCUCGAAUGGCGUCGCUUAAAUUAAAUUUUCACUAAGGAAAAAAUUUUAAUUGAUCCUUCGCAAUAAAUUAAAAUAAAUUGUUCUAGUUCUUUGCUUGGGUCUCAUUAUGCUCUUUCGUUUGUGUUAGGAGUUUUAGGUUUUCACUCAGACUUAAUUAAAUUACUUUUUGAAAUGGAAGAGUUUAGCGAAAAAGGAGUUUAUAGUGUUUGGCUUAACUUUAACGGAGAGUGGAAAGAAAUCAUUAUAGAUGACUAAUUACCUUGUCUGAACUCUAAAAAUAUUCCUGCUUUUAUCAAGCCAUAGGGAUUCAGCUCUGGUGGUUCGUCUACUUCACCAGCUACUAAGUUUGAGAUAUGGGCUCCUUUGAUUGAAAAAGCUUAUGCUAAAUUAUACUAAUCAUAUGAUAAAUUAGAUGUUGGAACUCCAGAACAAAUAAUAACAGAUUUGACUGGCUCUCCUUAUAAAAAUGCUCAGACAGUUGAUGCUAAUAUUGCAUGGAAAUUCAUCACUUCAAACUUAGGAAAGAAAAAUAUUCUCACUGGUACUCCCAAAUAACCUACUUCUUCGACUCUCACUGUAACUUCUGCAAACACUGCUACUGCUUCACCUUAAAAAGACUAGUCUGAUUAAAAUAAACCUACGAUUGCAAAGUUCGUAGAGAUCAUCGACGCCAAAGAAGUUGAAGUUAACAAUUUUAUCAGAGAAAGAAUUAUUAAAGUUAGAAAUCCUCUAGGACCUUGCGAAUGGAAAGGUGACUGGAGUGCUACUUCUCAAAAAUGGACUCCGUAACUGAGGGAGCAGGUAGAAACUCUAGAAGAGGGUAUACUCAAUUAAAAUGCUAAUCAAUCUGAUUAAAAUGUGACUUGGAUGCCUUUAGAGAGCUUUUGCACCAUGUACUAGUACGUCUAUUGCAAUUAUAUUCAUCCAAAUUAUUAUUUCUUCACUAGAAAUAUCAUUCCUUCAGCACUUUCCAGUUUACCAUAAAAUAAUAAUGAGUUAAGAAACAGCGGUAUAUUUAACUAGAAUAAGCUCUACAUAAUUCCAAUAGAAGUCAAGGAAGACAAUACACAUUUAUUUAUUUAAUAUCACAUAGCAGAUAAGAGAACUUUUUAUAAACAGAAAGGCAGUUUGUGUGAUAACUAACAGAAAAAUAUUGUCAAACAAUAUCCUCCUGUCAACUUUUUCUUAUUCAAGGGAGAUGAAGAAAAAAUCGUAGAGUAUAUGAGAGAGGAAUACUUCUAUGACAGAAACGGUUGCAUUGAAAAUACUUUCAAUAAAGGAAGUUAUCUUGCAGUGUUAAAUGUAAAGUGGGGAUCAAAAGAAGAGUCUAAAAAUGGAUUAUCAAUUUCAACUUACAGCAGCAAGAGAGUAGAAAUUAAGGAGUAUUUGACCGAUUAAACAAAAAUCGAUAACGCUAUCGACUAAUGCUUGAUGAAUAUCCCACCCUUAAUGAGUAAGGAUAUUCAUAAAUAUCCAGAAGACGUUGACCACAUAGAAAGAUUCCAUAACGUAGCUUUAGGAUACUCUUAUUAUGUUUACACAAAUAGAAGCUAAACAACAACAUUAAAAGAAACUGGAGUAAUGACUGAUAGAAAAUUCUUAACUAUUUGUUACCCUUUCACUAACUCUGACAACUAUACAAUUGAAGUAAAGCCACUUUAAAAAUAAAUUGUAAAAUAUGCAAUUGAUCCUGAAGGCUUCGGCUUAUAUCAAGGUAACCUGACUCAUCAUACUAUAUUCAGCUUCAGCAACGAAGAUCUUUUCCCAAAGAUAAAAGCUGAUUUAGCAAACAAAUAAUUCUAAAUUGUGAGUGGAGAGAAAACUGAAGUUGAAUUCUAUCAACAUCUAUUCGAAGGAGGAUUGGCUAUAUUUUUCUUGAAUAACAGCAAUAAAAUAUAUUGUGAAGACUUUAAAGUGGAGUUGAAGAAUCUAGGUCCUACAAGCGAUGGAUAUACUUCAAAUUAGUUAAUAACAAUCCAAGUUCCCUCAAAAAGAACUAAGCUAUUUGUUUUCCCUCAAAUAGAUCCAAUUACAAAACCCUCUUUCAAAUUCACUUCAAUAUCUAAGAGUUUCAAAACAGAUUGA